Lolium rigidum is the source of this 904-nucleotide messenger RNA. RefSeq names its product acetyltransferase NSI-like. The coding region runs from base 108 to 785 and encodes 225 amino acids. The transcript is spliced from 4 exons. Gene Ontology annotation, biological process: UDP-N-acetylglucosamine biosynthetic process. Gene Ontology annotation, molecular function: glucosamine 6-phosphate N-acetyltransferase activity; monosaccharide binding. Gene Ontology annotation, cellular component: endoplasmic reticulum; endoplasmic reticulum-Golgi intermediate compartment; Golgi apparatus. NCBI's taxonomy places the organism in Eukaryota, Viridiplantae, Streptophyta, Magnoliopsida, Poales, Poaceae. The record is from RefSeq and is a predicted model, not a curated record.
UACACACUCGGUUCGUCGCCAUCACCAACGUCCAUUGCCGCCUACCAGGUCCCGCAGGCAGAGCUCCACCACCACUCACUCCCCCUACUCACGCAGUCACGCUCCCCAUGGCCGCCGGCGUGAGCAGGCUGCCGCCGCGUCUCACCACGCUGGCGGUCUACUCCUCGCCGACGCCGAACCCCUUCAGCCCCAACAACAGGCGCGUCGCCAGGCCCAGGCCCAGGCUCCCGCCGAUCUCCAUCUCCAUGGACCCGGCCCUCGCCGACCCGGCCCACGUGCAGGCCCUCAUGCUCGCCUGCGCGCACUCCUGCGCCAUCCGCCUGCCCGCGCCGCCCGGCGCCGCCGCCAGGCCGGAGCCCGUCGACAUCCGCAAGCUCCGCACCGCGCUCGCGCACAGCUUCCUGGUCGUGUCCGUCUUCUGCGGCGCCAGGUUCCUGGAGCUGGAGGACGGCGGCGGAGCGGACGACCGGCGGUUCCUGGGCCUGGAGCUGGGCCUCGGGCUCGGGCGGCGCGGGGAGCAGCGGCUCGUCGGGUUCGGACGGGCCGUCUCCGACGUGGGGCUCACCGCCUCCGUCCAUGACGUCGUGGUUCAUCCAUCACUUCAGAGGAGAGGAAUUGGCAGAAAAAUACUUGAGAAAAUUACAAGGGUACUCCAUAGCAGAGGAAUCUAUGACAUUUCCGCGUUAUGUACAGGAAAGGAGAGGCCAUUUUUUGAAUCAUGCGGAUUUGAUAAUGAUGCAAUGGGUUCCACGACGAUGAUGUACACUAAAAGCAUCCAGAAAUAGCAUUCCUCCUGAUGAUUGCAAAUCCACACCAUGAUGAGAUUGGUGGCUCCUUUGACGUGUUAACUGCUGCUACUUCAGAAUGCUGAUAGUGAAAAGUAUUGAGACCCAGCAGUAAUUAU